GAGGGAAUUUCAUAAUUAGCCGAUGACCGGAACACGUGUGCUGAAUAGCUUCUUGAAGCGACACGUGAUAGAUCGUAAUUCUUGCAAUUUUCGAGUUAGUAAACAAUUCCGGAGGGACUUGUCAGUAAAGAAACUUCAGACUGUGCUGUGUCUUGACCAUGACAACGAUUUCUAUAUUGGUGCAUAAGCAGUUAUGUAGAAAAGAGAGGCAAAAAACAAGCGAUAAGAGAGUGCAGUACGUGUUUUAAUUUAUGCAAGUCGGUCAUAUAUCAAGAGCGGCUCCUCAAUCCUCGUCUAGUUUUCAAUUAUGGCCUCCUUCAUAGUACCUCGGCCAAUCUCCCAGUUUCUGGAUGAGAUUCCCGACGAGAAGGAGAUCCUCAAAGAUGUCAGUUCCGGCGAGGAAAAUGAUUUCGACCCCGACCCUGAAACUGUAAGUGACUGUGAUUAUCCUUCCGAGCAAGAGGCAAGUUCAGAUUCCGAAGAUGAAAAUCUGGAACUUGGUUCUUACGAUGAAUAUUUCCUCAGCAGAGACAAAUCCUGCAAGUGGGAAAAACAGAAUCACAUCCAGACUCUACAAGAGAGCAAUAGCGCGAAUUUUCUAAAACCAGAGAGCAGUGCAAUACAAGUUUCUAGUGAAAUCGAUGCCUUCCUAAAAUUAAUAGAUGAUAAGAUGCUGAACAGUAUUGUUAUAAACACAAAUCAUAAAAUCAACAUUAAGCGAAAUCAGUACAAACGGGACAGAGAUGCCCAAAAUGUGACGAAAAAUGAACUUUUAGCGCUCUUUGGUCUUCUCUUUUUGAUUGGGGUGAACAAAGGGAAUCAUACAGGUGCCUACGAAUUGUGGACAACCGAUGGAACCGGAAUUGCAAUGCUCAGGGCAUGCAUGAGCAACAAAAGAUUCUCAUUUCUUCUCCGACAUCUGCGAUUCGAUGAUGAGAAGACCAGCAAGAGAAAAAUAGACAAGUUAUCACCCAUACGCUUUUUUCUCGAUUCCUUCAUCGCCAACUGUAAGAGUUCCUACACUCUUGGUCAGUUCGUCACCGUGAAAAAGUUAGACAUCUUUCAAGGUCAAAGUUCGAGUCUCAUUCGAAAGAAACUCGCGAGUGGAAUAAAGCUUUUUGUCAUGUGUGAUGCCCUCACAUAUUUUACGAGUAACCUCGAGGUUUGUGCAAAGCAACCAGAUGGUCCCUAUCAAUUGUCGAAUCGACCAGCCGAUGUUGUCGAGAGAUUAGUCGCACCUGUUGAAGGAUCCAACAGGAAUUUAACAAUCGGGUCUUGGUACACCAGUUAUUCCUUGGCGAGGGCUCUUUUGCGGAAAAAGAUCACAUCCAUCGGGACGGUUUCAAAAAAUAAACCCGAAGUUCCUCUCGAAUUUUCGCCGAACCGGAAGAAGGCAGUGGGUUCUUCAGUAUUUGGCUUCCGGGAAGAUGCGACUAUGGUCUCUUACGUGCCAAAACCAAACAGAUCUGUGAUAUUGUUGUCAACGAUGAACCUGGCUAAUAUUGUUGAUGAAAAAUCGAAGAAGCCGCUGAUUGCUCUGCACUAUGACAUGUCGAAAGGAGCCGUUGAUGCGGUUGACAUGUUGUGCAAGGCCUACUUUGUGGAUAGAGACACGAGCCAAUGGCCUUUGGCUUUAUUUUUCACUUUGCUGAACAUUGCCAGUGUGAAUGCGCAAAUUUUGUAUGAAUCAAACCGGGAAGAUUGUCGCGUUAUCAGAAAAAAGUUCCUGAAGAAUCUCGCUCUGAGCUUGAUGAAGAAUCAUCUUUCCGAGAGGGCGAAAAUAUUGACGCUUCCGACCGAAAUUAGAGCGGUUUUAGCGAAAUAUAGGGUCGAGACGGUGGAGAAAAAAGAGAAUUUGGAAAGCAGAAAACGGGGAAGGUGUCAUUUGUGCACUCGGACGAGAAAUGUCUGCACGACCAUCAGAUGUAGGUCUUGUGUAAGAUUUACAUGUAGGGCUCAUGUGGAAACUACUGCGGUUUGUUUCGAAUGUAAAUAUGAAAAAAAUGACGAAGAUAUGUAAUUUUUUUAUUAUCGAAGGUAGUAAUAAU
Belonocnema kinseyi is the source of this 2048-nucleotide messenger RNA. RefSeq lists its product as uncharacterized. NCBI's taxonomy places the organism in Eukaryota, Metazoa, Arthropoda, Insecta, Hymenoptera, Cynipidae. The transcript has 2 exons. The coding region runs from base 308 to 2020 and encodes 570 amino acids. The record is from RefSeq and is a predicted model, not a curated record.